This is a messenger RNA of Arabis nemorensis, 714 nucleotides long. NCBI's taxonomy places the organism in Eukaryota, Viridiplantae, Streptophyta, Magnoliopsida, Brassicales, Brassicaceae. The record is from the annotation of a GenBank genome assembly.
AUGGAAGUUCCACGCCGCUCUUUUGCCGCGUCUCUCUCUCCUCUCCGGCUAAUCGAUGGACUCCCUCGUCGAAGGAGUUUAAAUUACAAUCAGAUGCCUGAAGAACCGAUCAAACUCACUGUUCUCAAACUUGAUGGAUCUUCUUUUGGUAUUGAAGUGUUGAAGACAGCUACAGUAAGGGAGCUUAAGAUGGCUGUAGAAGCUGCGUUUUCUCAUUUACCCAACACAGGCACUGGCAAAAUCUCAUGGCCACAUGUUUGGGGACAGUUCUGCUUAUCCUAUGAAGAUCAAAGAUUGAUUAACGAUGCUGAGUACCUCAUUGAAUUCGGCAUUAAAGACGGAGAUCAGCUUCGAUUCAUACGCCAUAUCUCAAACUACUGCAUCUUGAUGAUGAAGCACAAGAGCAAGACACCGCGUGUUUCUUCUUUCAAACAACUCAAACUGUUCACAACAAAACCGGAAACCCGGAAAAUAAAGGCAAGGGAAGAUCAAGAAGACGGUGUUGACUCCAUCCCUCGGACACAACCAAGCUUUCUAGCGACUGUAUUGGGAGGUUGGCUCUCUUAUAAGUCAACACCAAGUCAUCGUAGAAACGUGACUACUUCUACUUCGAGUCACCGCAGGGUUUUUGACAAAAUCAUUGCAAGGUUUCGUUUCAAGUGUUACUCGGAGAAGGAUGUGUGGAACAGAAAAAAACUCAUCUCCGAAACAUAA